Messenger RNA from Branchiostoma belcheri (Belcher's lancelet), 1262 nucleotides. RefSeq lists its product as uncharacterized. The transcript is spliced from 6 exons. Gene Ontology annotation, cellular component: membrane. NCBI's taxonomy places the organism in Eukaryota, Metazoa, Chordata, Leptocardii, Amphioxiformes, Branchiostomatidae. The record is from RefSeq and is a predicted model, not a curated record. The coding region runs from base 6 to 1109 and encodes 367 amino acids.
CCAAAAUGCCUGCGUUUCCGUACGGCACGUCUAAGGCCCUGAGCGCCCUGCACCUGGUAGUGGGAGUGACCGGCAUCGUGCUGGGUGUAGCCGAGCUGUUCUUCAAAACCAGGGAAGACGCGCGGAGCCAGCACAACAAGGCCUUACAGCUGACUGUGGGCGAUGUCGGGACGCCUAUCAUCGGCGGACUGUGGUUUCUCCUAGUCGGUAGUGUAGGUGCCUCUCUGGAACCUGGCGGUCCCAACAAUAAGUGCAAGAUAGCUGCCUACCACGUCCUGUCAGUUGUCAGCUGUGUUCUGUUCGCCCCGGCCAUGGGAAUCAUCGCGGCCAACAGCAUCUCACAGCGACAGGACGCGCUUGAGUGCACGUCUGAGACCUGUGCGGAGGCGUCUGGCAUCCUGGGUAUCCAGGCAGCGGUGAUCGCGGCGGCGGUGGUGGAGGUGUGUCUGUCCGUAACCACGGCAACCAUCUGCUGCUGCUGGGCCCCGCCGAGUACAGCACAGGUGAUGCCGAUGUCCGUCCCGUACACCAUCCAGGUGGUACCACAGACCGCCGGCCCCGGCCAGGGCGGGAGGUUACUGGUGCCGCAGCCGCAGUUCUACCUGCCCAACCAGACCAUGGCUGACGACAUCGACUUCAAGAAGACCGCAAUUGAUGCCGAUGGACUACAUGUAGGUGCGAGGGAAGAAGUCAAGAAAACCAGCUCCUCCCAGACGCCCCCUGACGCCCGUGACGUGGGCUGCAACACGCAGGACAAGCUGAUUCCGUGGCUGGGCAUCUCCGCGGAGGAGCUGGAGAACGCUCGGGCCACCCUGCGCCCUCCCCCGCCCAAGAAGGCGUGGGCAGCCCCGGGCGCGAUCCUCAGGAGGAUCACCAAGCACCAGAACGGGAACGUGUGGCCGUUAGGGAUGACCAAAAGUCGUGUGGCAGAGAAGAAAGCCAACAGAUCUGGGAAUAACAAUGGUCCCAGUCCGUCCACGUCCAAAGCUAUUGAGUUUCAUGGUGAUAUUGGGAGCCCUGUGGAUGAUAAUAAAAAUGAGUCCAAAGCCCCGUCCGCCCCAAGCCCAACCCCUCCCCCAUCCCCUCUCCCUGGGGUUGUCAUUGAUUAGUGUAACAAGUAGUGCAUGUAGCAAUGGCUUACACAUCUAUACAGUCAUGUCAUCUUACCAUUAACUUUAUAUCAACUUUUUUUUAUUUGCCGAAAUGUUAGUUAUGUUGUGUAGCAUUACAGUGACAAAAAUCCAGCUAACAUUUGUGAGUUA